GCCCGCUCGUUUCACCUGACAUUGUCACUUGCGUUCGUUUCUGAGCAACAAUUAGUCGUCUAAUCCGAGCUCGUAGUUCACCUGAAGAGCAACCCACGAGGCCUGACCACACGAGAUACCACCUGUUACUACCGAGCUGGGAAAAACAGAGCAGAUCAUAACUUCGUAUUCGCGUCGUGUUACACCAUCGCCGCUGCAUCAUCUCCCAUCAACUCUGACCAUCAGGCGUCCGGAAGCAUCAUCGCUCGUAGCAAUGGCUCCCGUCAUCCAAUGCCUCACGCCGCAGGCCGUCAUGCCGAGCUUCCAAUGCCAGAGCCCCAUGGCUUCCCUGCCGUCUCCCGCUGACCCUCCCGCCAAGAUCGAGGUUCCCCCGGAGCCGGAGCCGAAUUUCCUGGAGUCGGUGGAUCUGUACUUCGACGCGGCGGCGGCGAUAUCGCACGUGUCGCCGGACAUUCUGGCGCAGAUCAAGGCGUGCAACAGCAUCAUCCGCGUGCAGUUUCCGCUCAAGCUGCCGGACGGCCGCGUGGAGCUGGUAGAGGGGUACCGCGCGCAGCACUCGCACCACCGCCUGCCCGUGAAGGGCGGCAUCCGCAUGUCGCUGACGGUGGACGCGGAGGAGACCAUGGCGCUCGCCGCGCUCAUGACCUUCAAGUGCGCGCUGCUCGACGUCCCCUUCGGAGGCGCCAAGGGCGGCAUCAAAAUCGAUCCGCGCAAGAUCUCGCCGGAAGCGAAGGAGGCGGUGAUCCGACGGUACACAUCGGAGCUGGUGAAGAAGAACUUCAUCGGACCGUCCAUCGACGUCCCCGCGCCCGACUACGGCACCGGCCCGCAGGAGAUGGCGUGGAUCAAGGACACAUACCAGAUGCUUCGCCCCAACGACCUCAACUCCUUCGCGUGCGUCACUGGCAAGCCGCUGGAGGAGGGCGGCAUCAGGGGGCGCACGCAGGCCACAGGGCAGGGCGUGUUCGUUGUGUUGAGGGAGUUCUUCAAGAGCGAGAAGUGGAUGGAGCGGCUGGGCAUGAGUGUGGGGAUCAAGAGCAAGGCGUUCAUAGUGCAGGGGUACGGCAACGUGGGGCGGCACACGAUCGAGGCGAUAGUGGGGGCGGGCGGGCGCAUAGUGGCGCUGGCGGAGUGGAACGGGGGGCUGGUGGACGACACGGGCGCGGGGCUGGACAUGGCGGCGGUGGCGGCGCACCACGCGCGCACGGGCUCCAUUCUGCACUGUGUGGGCGCCACCACGCUGCUGGACAGCGCCGCCAUUCUGGAGCGGGAGUGCGACGUGCUCAUCCCGGCGGCGCUGGAGGGGCAGAUCACGGCAAGCAACGCGGGGCGCAUCCGCGCCAAGGUGGUGGCGGAGGCCGCCAACGGGCCCGUCACCGCCGCAGCAGAGAAGCGCCUGGCGGCGCGCGGCGUGGUGGUGCUGCCGGACCUGCUGGUGAACGCGGGCGGCGUGACGGUGUCGUACUUCGAGUGGCUCAAGAACCUGAACCACAUCCACUUCGGCCGCAUGAGCCGCCGCAUGGAGGAGCGCGGCAAGCAGCAGCUCGUCGACGCCCUCGAGCAGGAGAUGGCCGGCGGCAUGCGCUUCAGCCACACCACGCGCCAGUCCAUCGUGCGCGGCAACACGGAGGAGGACUUUGUGUGGUCGGGGCUGGAGGAGCACAUGAUCGAGGGGUGGGAGAACGUGGACCGCGUGGCCGAGGAGAGGAACUGCUCCUUCCGCACGGCAGCCUAUCUCAUCUCCAUCGAGCGCAUUGCGCGCUCCUACAACGUCAGCGGCAUCUUCCCGUAAAGGGCUGCUCAAAUUGAAGCACCGGACAAUCUGCCCUCAAUGCUGCACCCUCCUCAACUGUCCGCGUUCACCUCAGCUGGCAGGCACCUGACCUUCACCUGCCCCCUCUCCACCCUCUCCAUGUCACCGCCCGCUCAACUCAACCCUGUCAACCCUGUGUACAUACACACAUGUCAACUUGGCCCUGCCUAGCAUCCGCCCUUCCCCAGUUUUGUAGCUUUGGAAUCCCCCCAUCCACCUCCCUACCCUUCUCCUAGUCGCCCACGUCUCCACCCAGUUUUGUAGAUCCUACUUCUGCUGACCCCCCUCAUGCUUCCUCCUCACUCCCUUGGAAGCUCCUUGUAGGGCAGAACCACUCUCAAGUCCCACCCUCCCCAAUUGUGUAGGCACAGGGUUUCACUUGCACACUCCUUUGUUCAAUUUGUCUCUUCACCACUUCUUUGUGUACCUUUGUACAGUUUCUAUUCAUUAGAGCCUCAUUUUUGCUGCCACUGUACUUGUUCCAUUUAUAAAGCAUUCUUUCUUCU
This is a messenger RNA of Closterium sp. NIES-67, 2319 nucleotides long. Lineage: Eukaryota; Viridiplantae; Streptophyta; Zygnematophyceae; Desmidiales; Closteriaceae. The record is from the annotation of a GenBank genome assembly.